This is a messenger RNA of Hipposideros armiger (great roundleaf bat), 543 nucleotides long. RefSeq names its product olfactory receptor 18-like. Lineage: Eukaryota; Metazoa; Chordata; Mammalia; Chiroptera; Hipposideridae. The record is from RefSeq and is a predicted model, not a curated record. The transcript has a single exon. Gene Ontology annotation, molecular function: olfactory receptor activity. The annotation marks the transcript as partial. Gene Ontology annotation, biological process: G protein-coupled receptor signaling pathway. Gene Ontology annotation, cellular component: membrane.
CUGCACUACCUGGUCAUCAUGAACCCACGACUCUGUGGCCUGAUGAUUUUGGUGUCAUUUUUCAUCAGCCUUUUGGACUCCCAGCUGCAUAAUUUGAUGGUGUCACAGCUUACCUUCUUCAUAGAUAUGGAAAUACCUCAUUUCUUCUGUGACCCUUCUCAGCUACUCAACCUUGCCUGUUUUGAAAUCCCCACCAAUAACAUAUUAAUGUAUUUAUUUGCGGCCAUCUUUGGUGGCAUUCCAGUCUCAGGGAUCCUUUUUUCUUACUAUAAAAUAAUUUCCUCCAUUCUGAGAGUCCCAUCAUCAGGUGGGAAGUAUAAAGCCUUCUCCACCUGUGGCUCUCACCUGUCAAUUGUUUGCUUAUUUUAUGGAACAGGCCUUGGGGUGUACCUCAGUUCAGCUGUCUCGCACUCUCCUAGGAAGGAUGCAGUGGUCUCGGUGAUAUACACAGCAGUCACUCCCAUGAUGAACCCCUUUAUCUAUAGCUUAAGGAACAGGGACAUCAAGAGGGCCAUGAAGAGGCUCUUCAGAAAAAUAGCCUAA